UGCGAGCGCGCGCGAGCGCAGCAGUGGGAGGCGGCGACCAGCCGGUAGAGGCCUCACCACGAUGUGGCACGAGGCUCGGAAGCAUGAGCGAAAACUCCGAGGCAUGAUGGUGGACUACAAGAAGAGGGCAGAGCGGCGUCGGGAGUACUAUGAGAAGAUUAAGAAAGACCCUGCCCAGUUCCUGCAGGUGCAUGGCCGCGCCUGCAAGGUUCACCUGGAUUCUGCUGUUGCCCUGGCUGCUGAGAGCCCUGUGAACAUGAUGCCCUGGCAGGGGGACACUAACAACAUGAUUGACCGCUUUGAUGUUCGUGCGCAUUUAGACCACAUCCCUGACUACACCCCCCCACUGCUCACCACCAUCUCCCCGGAGCAGGAGUCAGACGAGCGGAAGUGUAACUAUGAGCGGUAUCGAGGCCUGGUGCAGAACGACUUCGCUGGCAUCUCAGAGGAACAGUGCUUGUAUCAGAUCUACAUUGAUGAACUGUAUGGAGGCCUGCAGAGACCCAGCGAGGAUGAGAAGAAGAAGCUGGCAGAGAAGAAGGCUUCCAUUGGCUACACCUAUGAAGAUAGCACUGUGGCUGAGGUAGAGAAGGCAGCUGAGAAGCCAGAGGAGGAGGACUCACCAGCAGAGGAGGAGAGCAACUCGGAUGAAGAUGAGGUCAUCCCCGACAUCGACGUGGAGGUGGACGUGGAUGAGCUGAACCAGGAACAGGUGGCUGAUCUCAAUAAGCAGGCCACCACCUAUGGCAUGGCCGACGGGGACUUUGUCAGGAUGCUACGGAAAGACAAGGAGGAGGCAGAAGCCAUCAAACAUGCCAAGGCCCUGGAGGAGGAGAAAGCCAUGUACUCGGGUCGUCGGUCCCGGCGACAGCGAAGAGAGUUCCGGGAGAAGCGCCUGAGGGGCCGAAAGAUCAGUCCUCCCAGCUAUGCCCGCCGGGACAGCCCCACCUAUGACCCCUAUAAGCGGUCACCUUCGGAAUCCAGCUCCGAGUCCCGCUCUCGCUCUCGCUCCCCGAGCCCAGGCCGCGAGGAAAAGAUCACUUUUAUCACGAGUUUCGGGGGCAGCGAUGAGGAGGCAGCUGCUGCCGCAGCGGCGGCCGCUGCAUCUGGGGCCGCCCCAGGGAAGCCCACCGCACCUCCCCAGCCCGGCGGCCCGACUCCAGGCCGUAAUGCCAGCGCUCGCCGCCGCUCCUCCUCGUCCUCCGCCUCCAGGACCUCCAGCUCCCGGUCCAGUUCGCGCUCCAGCUCGCGUUCUCGCCGUGGAUAUUACCGCUCUGGUCGCCACGCGCGCUCCCGCUCUCGUUCUUGGUCCCGCUCGCGCUCCCGCUCCCGGCGCUACUCACGCUCCCGCAGCCGCGGCCGACGGCACUCAGACGGCGGUUCCCGCGACGGGCACCGCUACUCGCGCUCUCCAGCCCGGCGCGGCGGGUACGCGCCCCGCCGCAGGAGUAGGAGCCGCUCCCGUUCAGGUGACCGCUAUAAGCGGAGUGCCCGGGGACCCAGGCACCAUAGUAGCAGUCGUAGCCGCAGCAGCUGGUCCCUCAGCCCCUCCCGAAGCCGCAGUCUGACCCGUAGUGGAAGCCGAAGCCAGAGCCGGAGCAGAAGCCGCAGCCACAGCCAGAGCCACAGUCACUCACCAUCGCCCCCAAGGGAGAAGCUGACCAGGCCGGCAGCAUCCCCUGCUGUGGGCGAGAAGCUGAAAAAGACCGAACCUGCCGCUGGUAAAGAGACAGGAGCUGCCAAACCCAAGCUGACCCCACAGGAAAGGCUGAAGCUGCGGAUGCAGAAGGCCCUGAACCGCCAGUUCAAGGCGGAUAAGAAGGCGGCUCAGGAGAAGAUGAUCCAACAGGAGCAUGAGCGCCAGGAGCGAGAGGAUGAACUUCGAGCCAUGGCCCGGAAGAUCCGAAUGAAGUUGCCUCCCCUCUCCCCUUGCAGGGAGCGAGAGCGACGGGAGAAGGAGAGAGAAGAGUGGGAGCGCCAGUACAGCCGCCAGAGCCGCUCACCCUCCCCACGAUACAGUCGAGAGUACAGUUCUUCCCGAAGGCGCUCCAGGUCCCGGUCCCGGAGCCCGCAUUACAGACACUAGGCGGAGGACUGAGUUGGGGGCUGUGAGGCUGCUGGGUUUCUGGAGUGAAAUAAAAGCUAACAUUAUUUAAUGCCC
Molecule: messenger RNA, 2161 nt
Organism: Psammomys obesus (fat sand rat)
Lineage: Eukaryota; Metazoa; Chordata; Mammalia; Rodentia; Muridae
Gene: Clasrp
Product: CLK4 associating serine/arginine rich protein
Exons: 21
Coding region: 62-2086 (674 amino acids)
Source: RefSeq, a predicted model, not a curated record